AUGUCUUCCGACGAGGCGUCCACAAUAGCCCAGGCUAAACCGACCGGCCCUACCGCCGCCCCCAGCGCCUCCAGCUUGGGCAUGCGGAAAAAUGGCAAGAACUGGCACGCGCCUCGUAAGCCGUUCAGGCCGGGGUCGGGUUUGACUGCGUAUGAGAAGCGCGCCAAGGAACGCGUUACCAUGUCGGCCAUCAAGACCAAGGAGAAGGAGAUGAAGGAAGAGAAGGAAGCCGAGAGACAGGCACGAAUCAAAACGAUCAAAGAUAGGCGAGCGGCCAAGGAGGAGAAGGAGCGAUACGAGAAGAUGGCCGAAAAGAUGCACAAGAAGCGUGUGGAGAGGUUAAAGAGGAGGGAGAAGCGCAACAAGGUGCUCAACUCGUGA
Pyricularia pennisetigena is the source of this 381-nucleotide messenger RNA. RefSeq lists its product as uncharacterized. Lineage: Eukaryota; Fungi; Ascomycota; Sordariomycetes; Magnaporthales; Pyriculariaceae. The coding region runs from base 1 to 381 and encodes 126 amino acids. The record is from RefSeq and is a predicted model, not a curated record. The transcript is spliced from 3 exons.